AUGCAAGGUUCCUCCAAUCCAUUCAUUUCACCAAUGUUUGUACAUGUUUGUGUAAUUAAUACCUAUGUGGCUAAUGUAGUGAUGCGCGGGGGUGCAGGCCCGGGCAAGCGCUCUGACGAAGGGGCUGCGCUAGCGCCGCGCCCUCCACCGCAGCGUGUGGCAACCAUCUGCCACGCCACUAACUACCACGAGAAGACCACACUCCUGAGCUCCGACGACGAGUUCCAGUGA
This is a messenger RNA of Arctia plantaginis, 231 nucleotides long. Lineage: Eukaryota; Metazoa; Arthropoda; Insecta; Lepidoptera; Erebidae. The record is from the annotation of a GenBank genome assembly.